GGAAUGAUGAAGAAGAAGGAAAUGGGUAUAGAAUGAAUCUUUGUAAUAUGAGUUACAAGUCUCCUAUAAGGAGUAUAUAUAGGGAAAAUCCGGGUCUGGGCCUCUAAUAUGGGCCUGACAGACCCGGUUACAUAAAUGGACUGAUAGUAUAAAAAGCUAAUUUAGAACAUCUGAAUAAUAAUAAUAAUGUACAAUAAUAUUAAUGAUAUCUGCUAAACGUGUGUGGGCCGCUGUCCAGGCCCAGUAGUCGGCAUACCGAGGGGUCGGAGUCCAUAUAAUCCAUCAGGAGUCCUCCAUUCCCUGAGUCGAGAGUACUCGAGGCGAAAGGGAGUAGUCCAAACUGUAUCUGCAACGUUCUUCCUCUUCGGCCGGGGGACCACCACCCUUGUCCAUUAUGGGGAGGUGCCUCGUUAAAAACCUUUACUAGGAAAAACCCAGUGGGAAAAAAUCCUAAUAAAGGGAAAAAGAGUACACCUAGCGCCCCCAACAUGAAAUAAGGAAGGUAAAUCCUCUCUGGCAUAAUCAAUCUAGCUCAGCUCCUCUUCAACUGACUCAGCUCUCGUUCCUGCUCUUGCGUGAUGUUUUCUGCUCAUCUAGAAACUCUGACCCCUCAGUCCCCCAGUCCCCAUUCUUUGAGGCGAGUGGAGACGAUGUGAAAAUGAGUAAAGUCAUCUUCGUACCUACACAUUUAUCAUACAUAUAAAAUUUUUUUCUUGGGAUUUAUGUUCCCGAUCGGGAGUUCGUCACUUGAAACAAGUGGAGAUGUGAAUGGUUAAUGUAAUGAUAAAAUACUUAGUAGAAUGGAUGUGUGAGCCAUUCGUAAGCAACGGUCGCCACUCGAGGAAUGACUAAGACCGGUCUUCGUACCCGACUUGGUCGGGGUUUUGUCUUCAUGCCCAACUUGGUCGGGGCUUUGUGCCUGAGGAGACAGGGCUUUGUGCCUGAGGAGUCAGGGCUUUAAAUCCUAGUGAUGGGUCUCAAGCCACACUCUACUAGGUAUUUGAUCAUAAGUGCGUGAUAGUGUGCCAUUUAUCGACAAAAAAUGAUUUAAAUAAAUAUAAAUAAUGUUAAAAUUAAAGUGUACUUAUCUUUUUGAAGUGGACUGAAAUCUAGAUAGUUUGGGCUGAGAUAUGUUGCUUAAACUGAGGCCCAUUGAAACCACCUUGAAAUAGAAUAUCUUGGGCCUAUCUCUUUUAACCCAAGCUUGGCCCAACUUCAUUAGCUUGGCAAAACAAAAGCCACUGAUGUAGCGUACGUCGUAGGAGCACCCUAACUAGGGAGAUUCUAGUGCCAAAUCCGCAUGCUAAGGAGAAAGUAUCGACGUCGGCGAAGGGCAGGACCUCUCAUUCGUCGCGGCAGCUUGAGUUUAUCUAGCUGAAUCCUAGCGGGAGGCGGCUGGCGACGUAGUGAGCAAGUUGCAAGCGGCGCUGCAAUGAUGGUACAUAAGAGACCUGCUGGCUAGAAGCCGGCAAAGCGAGCUGUGACCAGAGACCGGCGAGGUGACGGCGCGACUGCAAACGGCGUUUGGCGGCGCUGCGACUAGAGCGGUGGGGGGACCAUUGCCGUUUUGAGGUCGUCUUCCCUUCCCGCCGGCCAUUAAUGGCGGAUAUGCUAAGAUCUGGUUUCUGCAAGGCUUGUUCUCUCUGUACAGGGUCAGUUCUUGCGGACAAAAAUAGUGAGGAGCGCCCAACGAUGACUGACGGCGGCCACAGCUCCAAGUUUGGUGGAGUCCAUCAAGGCUGCGACGACCAUAACUUGGAGCAGCGCAGGCAAGUUCGGCAGCAACGGUUUGCGAGAUCUGCAGCAACGGAAACAGAAUCUGAACUGAGCUUCAGCUUACUAUGGACGGCGGCGACCAAGAUCUGGAAAUGGGUGGGGAGCUCCAGCGGGCGGAAAACUUCUGCUAUGGCGCGUGACGGCGGCCGGAGCGGUGAUGACAUCUCCGGUCAGGUCUGGGAUGGGAGUAGGUGACUUCCUACAAGCAGCGAGUCUCAGCUAAUGAUGCACGGAGGCGGCGCGGUUGUCAGCUCCGGUUGCUGCAGCAGAAAUUUGGGAAAUGUCAGAUUCUUCGUUUCCGAUCCGUUCUUGCUGGCAUUUUUCUUUUUUUCUUUUAUUUUCCAGAACAGUUUCUUGCUGAUUCUUUGUGGUUUGGGUAAAUUUUUUGGGUAAUUUGGGGAGGUUUUCUCACUUGAUUGUAUUCAACCUCUCAACAAGAGCACCAUUGUUGGAUAAUUGAUACCCAUAAUCUAUAACUAAGAGAAAUUGAACAAGAAUGUAGGAGAAGGAAUGAUGAAGAAGAAGGAAAUGGGUAUAGAAUGAAUCUUUGUAAUAUGAGUUACAAGUCUCCUAUAAGGAGUAUAUAUAGGGAAAAUCCGGGUCUGGGCCUCUAAUAUGGGCCUGACAGACCCGGUUACAUAAAUGGACUGAUAGUAUAAAAAGCUAAUUUAGAACAUCUGAAUAAUAAUAAUAAUGUACAAUAAUAUUAAUGAUAUCUGCUAAACGUGUGUGGGCCGCUGUCCAGGCCCAGUAGUCGGCAUACCGAGGGGUCGGAGUCCAUAUAAUCCAUCAG
Cuscuta epithymum is the source of this 2569-nucleotide messenger RNA. Lineage: Eukaryota; Viridiplantae; Streptophyta; Magnoliopsida; Solanales; Convolvulaceae. The record is from the annotation of a GenBank genome assembly.